ACGUGUCUCCGCCAGAGAGUCUCUCAUGUCGAUUCGCAACGUCGAGGACAUACCACACUAGUGCACUGUCGAUAACCGUCCCUCUGUUUCUCUCUCUCUCUCUCUGGUUCUUCGAGUCCGCUAUAAAAACCAGGAAGUCUCCGCUUCUCAUUGCUUCAAAGAUACAUUACGUUACGAGAUCAUCAUCAUCAUCAUCAGAGAGGAGAGAGGGAGAGAGAGAAAUGGCGGGAAACGAUUGGGUGAACAGCUAUCUGGAGGCGAUUCUGGACGUGGGACCCAAUCUGGACGACGCGAAAUCGUCUCUGCUUCUGAGGGAGAGAGGCCACUUCAGUCCGACCCGCUACUUCGUCGAGGAGGUCAUCACCGGCUACGAUGAGACCGAUCUCUACCGCUCUUGGGUUCGAGCUGCGGCGACGAGGAGUCCGCAAGAGAGGAACACCAGGUUGGAGAACAUGUGCUGGAGAAUUUGGAAUUUGGCUCGCAAAAAGAAGCAGCUUGAGGGAGAGGAAGCUCAACGUAUGGCAAAACGGCGUCUUGAACGUGAAAGGGGCCGCAGAGAAGCAACUGCUGAUAUGUCAGAAGACUUAUCAGAAGGAGAGAAGGGAGACACACUUGGUGAAAUAGCUCAUGGUGAUAGCACCAAAGGAAGAUUGCCACGAAUUAGUUCGGUAGAUGUGAUGGAAAACUUGGUUAACCAGCUGAAGGAUCAGAAACUCUACAUAGUGUUGAUAAGUCUUCACGGCUUGAUACGUGGUGAGAACAUGGAACUUGGUCGUGAUUCUGAUACAGGUGGACAGGUUAAGUAUGUAGUAGAACUUGCCAGGGCCUUAGGCACAAUGCCAGGCGUUUAUCGGGUUGAUUUACUGACAAGACAAGUAUCAGCACCAGAUGUGGAAUGGACUUAUGGUGAGCCUACGGAGAUGCUAAAUCCAAGAAACUCAGAGAAUUCAGCACAUGAGCUCGGGGAGAGUGGCGGGGCUUAUAUAAUUCGGAUACCUUUUGGCCCAAAAGAUAAAUACAUAGCGAAAGAACUUCUUUGGCCUCACAUUCCUGAAUUUGUUGACCGUGCAAUAAACCACAUUAUGCAAAUGUCCCGAGUUCUUGGCGAGCAGAUUGGUGGUGGGCAGCCAGUUUGGCCUAUAGCAAUCCACGGACAUUAUGCGGAUGCAGGUGACUCUGCUGCUCUUCUCUCUGGAGCUUUAAAUGUGCCAAUGCUUUUUACUGGCCAUUCACUUGGGAGAGAUAAGCUUGAACAACUCUUAAAGCAAGGGCGUCAAUCAAGAGAAGAAAUAAAUAAAACAUACAAAAUUAUGCGACGAAUUGAAGCUGAGGAGCUAUCCCUUGAUGCCUCUGAAAUUGUUAUAACCAGCACCAGACAGGAGAUAGAAGAGCAGUGGCGCUUGUAUGACGGCUUUGACCCGAUACUUGAACGGAAAUUGAGAGCAAGAAUCAAAAGGGGUGUUAGCUGCCACGGCAGAUUCAUGCCUCGCACGAUUGUAAUGCCUCCCGGAAUGGAAUUUAAUCAUAUUGUCCCACAUGAUCACGAGGAUGUAGAUGCUGAAGUGGAAAGACAUGAAGAUAAUCCUGCUACUCCUAAUCCACCAAUUUGGUCAGAGAUUAUGCGUUUCUUUUCCAAUCCACGCAAGCCUAUGAUACUUGCGCUUGCAAGGCCAGACCCUAAAAAGAAUAUUACCACUCUAGUCAAGGCAUUUGGAGAGUGUCGCCCAUUGAGAGAGCUUGCUAAUCUUACACUAAUAAUGGGAAACCGUGAAAAUAUUGAUGAAAUGUCUGGCACAAAUGCCUCUGAGCUUCUUUCAAUUCUUAAGUUGAUUGACAAGUAUGAUCUAUAUGGCCAAGUAGCAUAUCCUAAACAUCAUAAACAGUCUGAUGUUCCUGACAUCUAUCGUCUGGCUGCAAAAACAAAGGGUGUUUUCAUCAAUCCGGCUUUCAUCGAGCCAUUUGGGCUUACUUUAAUUGAGGCAGCAGCUUAUGGUUUACCUAUUGUUGCCACAAAAAAUGGUGGUCCUGUGGAUAUUCAUAGGGUCCUUGACAAUGGUCUACUAGUUGACCCCCAUGAUCAACGAGCAAUUGCUGAUGCUCUUCGGAAGCUUGUUUCAGAUAAGCAAUUGUGGGCAAGAUGUAGGCAAAAUGGACUUAAAAAUAUUCACCUUUUCUCAUGGCCAGAGCAUUGUAAGACGUACUUAUCCCGAAUAGCGAGUUGCAAACAAAGACAACCCCAGUGGCAAAUAAGUGAUGCUGAAUAUGACAACUUGCAACCAGAUUCACCUAGUGAUUCCUUGAGAGACAUACAAGACCUCUCUCUCAACUUGAAGCUUUCAUUGGAUGGUGAGAAAAAUGAAGGAAGUGGUAUUGUUGAUAACUCUUUGGACGCCGAAGAGAGUGAUUCUGAUGGAAAGAACAGGUUAGAGAAGGCUUUUUUGACAUUGUCGAAGGGCAUUUUAGGUGGCAGUCAAAAGUCUGUAUCCACAGAGAAAGAAGAUUACGGUACUGGCACAAAUAAAUUUGCAGCAUUCAGGAGGAGAAAGUAUAUAUUCGUAAUUGCAGUUGAUUGUGAUACGACAUCGGAGUGUAUUGAAAUCAUUGAAAAGGUCAUCGAGGCUGCAGGGAAGGACAGGGAUACAGGAUCCAUUGGAUUCAUAUUGUCAACAUCCUUGACUAUAUCUGACAUUCAUUCCCUUCUGAUCUCCGGAGGUUUAAGCCCGUCAGAUUUUGAUGCUUUUAUUUGUAACAGCGGUUGUGAUCUCUACUAUCCAUCUUCAAACACCGAGGAUAGUCCUUCUGGGCUUCCCUUUGUGGUAGACUUAGACUACCGUUCACACACUGAAUACCGAUGGGGCGGAGAAGGUUUGAGGAAGACUUUGGUUCGCUGGGCUACUUCUAUCAAUGACAAAAAUGGAGAAGGCAUUGUUUCGGAUGAUGAAUCGGGAUCAACCACUCAUUGUUAUGCAUUCCAAGUGAAAGACCCCUCAUUGAUCCCUCCUGUGAAGGAACUAAGGAAACUUAUGAGAAUUCAGGCUCUUAGAUGUCAUGUCAUAUACUGUCAAAAUGGUACAAAGCUGAAUGUUAUCCCUGUAUUGGCUUCCAGAGCUCAAGCCCUCAGGUACUUGUACAUCCGAUGGGGCAUGGACUUGUCGAGUGUUGUGGCGUUCAUGGGAGAAUGCGGCGACACAGAUUAUGAAGGAUUGGUUGGUGGGGUCCACAAGACCGUUAUACUGAAAGGAGUUGGAAGCGGGUCUCGUAGACUCCAUGCCAACAGGAAUUAUCCUCUAGAAGAUGUCAUUUCACUCGACAGUCCAAACGUUGUUGAGUCUGAAAGUUGCAACAGCAUUGACAUAAGAACAUCAUUGGGGAAACUAGGGGUUCUCAAAGAGUAGAGAAUCAUAGCAAUUUAUGUGUUUUGUUUUCUAGAUCUUCAGUUUCUCACGCAUUGUCUGGCUGUUCGUUGCAGCCAAACUCCCUUGUUUUUGCAAAGUUACUUUACAACCAUAAAACCACAUGAGAAAUUCAGUUGUGGAUUUUUUUAAAUAAAUGCUUUGUUUCAUCUCUUAUUUAU
Morus notabilis is the source of this 3574-nucleotide messenger RNA. RefSeq names its product probable sucrose-phosphate synthase 1. Gene Ontology annotation, molecular function: sucrose-phosphate synthase activity; sucrose synthase activity. NCBI's taxonomy places the organism in Eukaryota, Viridiplantae, Streptophyta, Magnoliopsida, Rosales, Moraceae. Gene Ontology annotation, biological process: sucrose metabolic process. The transcript is spliced from 13 exons. The coding region runs from base 222 to 3395 and encodes 1057 amino acids. The record is from RefSeq and is a predicted model, not a curated record.